Molecule: messenger RNA, 2495 nt
Organism: Batrachochytrium dendrobatidis JAM81
Lineage: Eukaryota; Fungi; Chytridiomycota; Chytridiomycetes; Rhizophydiales
Product: ubiquitin-specific protease UBP14
Exons: 12
Coding region: 58-2385 (775 amino acids)
Biological process (GO): protein deubiquitination
Molecular function (GO): protein binding; zinc ion binding; cysteine-type deubiquitinase activity
Source: RefSeq, a predicted model, not a curated record
CUCUUCUAUUGUCGUACCGAUUCAUACAUUCAUCUAUUCUACAACACUCGGAUUAAAAUGGCUGCAGUUUGCCCACACAUCGAAGAAUCUCGCUUACCUAUUGCAUCUGCCUCGUCAAAGGUGUACAAGGAUGAAUGUCUGUUGUGUUUUGACUCUCAAGAUAUGCCAAACGGAAUCAAUGUGUGCAUGACUUGCUUUAAUGGCGGUUGCAGCAACAAUCAUGGCGACCGCAGUCAUGCUGACCUGCACUAUCGUAAAGCCAGCCAUGCUCUUGUUCUCAAUGUUAAACGUAUUAAAAAAGCAGCAAGCAGAGAUUCUGAUACUCAACCACAAAAAAUCACCAAGCUGGCCAUUCAGGAAGAGGACGACUCACUUAAAUAUGAUUUGGUUACUAAAGUCAUUUGCCUUGCUUGUGGAAAUCUUGAAAUUGAUUCUGCCUUGCCUAAAAUUAAAACAAGUGUUGAUGGUAUUCUUCAAGCCGUAUCUGCCAAGAAACAGUCCGAGAUCCAAUCAUGGCAGGAAGAAACCCUUCGUCCAUGCAGUCAUACCAAAGAUCUGGUGCAAACUCAACCUCGAAAGCUUGAAGGAAAAGCAUUCGCUCAUUGCCAAAAUUGUGACCUUCAAGAAAAUCUUUGGCUUUGUCUUUCAUGUGGCAACAUUGGCUGUGGUCGUGCCCAAUAUGGUGGGCUGGGUGGUAAUGGACAUGCUCUUUCUCACUUUGAUGCUGAAAAUCAUCCCAUCGCAGUUAAACUCGGUACAAUUACUCCCGAAGGAACAGCUGAUUUGUUUUGCUAUGCUCAUGCCAAUGAGGUGAUUAAUUCAAAUCUCAGUGCACAUCUUUCAACAUUUGGUAUCAAUUUGAUGUCCCAGCAAAAAACUGAAAAAAGCAUUGCCGAGCUUCAACUGGAGCAGAAUCUCAAGUUUGAUUUUAGUAUGACUACAGAAGACGGCAAAAUAUUUACACCCAUGUUUGGCCCCGGCUUUACUGGUCUUAAAAAUCUUGGAAACAGUUGCUAUAUGGCAUCAGUACUUCAAGUGCUAUUUGCUCUUGAUCCAUUCAAGACCCGUUAUAAUGACUCUUUUGAAUCGCACACAUCUCAGUGUCAUGAAUUGUCUGCAAAAUGCUUUCAUUGUCAGAUGGGCAAGAUUGCAGACGGACUCAUGAGUGGACGAUACAGUAUCCCUAUCAUUGGUGAUGAUGGUGAAGAACGUGGACAAGAAGGCAUUGCUCCUUUAAUGUUCAAAACUCUUAUUGGACACGGUCAUCAUGAGUUUUCGACAAUGCGCCAGCAAGACGCACAGGAAUUUUUGCAAUACCUACUGACCACCGUCGAACAAAAGGAGCGUUCCAGUGGAAAUGAUCCAUCUCAGGCAUUUCGGUUUAAGCUAGAGCAGCGACUACAAUGUCUUGAAUGUACUGGGGUUCGAUACAAAACUGAUCCUGCGUCCUCGAUUAUGCUAUCCGUUCCUGCUCGUGUUUGUGGCGAAGAAGAUGGGAAAAAACAAUACGAAUCAGUAUCGCUUGACGAAUGUUUGCAUCAAUACUUUGAAGCAGAUAUGAGGCAGUAUGAGUGCCCUUGUGACAAAACCACGACUACUGCCACAUUUGUACAACGUUUUCAUUCUUAUCCAAGCGUCCUUUCGUGUGCUGUAUCGAGAUUUGUUCCUGGAGACAGCUGGGUUAUGGAGAAACUUAAUGUCGAACUCAAAGUUUCAGAGCAGAUUGAUCUCAGCCAAUAUAGAGCAUGUGGAAAACUACCCAAUGAAACAUUGUUGCCUGAAGAACCCAAGACAGGAUCUGCUGAGAUUCAAAUUGAUGCGGUUGCACUUGAGCAACUCAUGUCUAUGGGAUUCCCAGAAAACAGAUGCAAGCGAUCUUUAAUCAAAACGGGAAACACUGGACCAGAUGCAGCAAUGAAUUGGUUGAUGGAGCACAUGGAUGAUCCAGAUAUCGACGAUCCUAUUACAUCUGUAGGCGAAACACCUUCUGCUUGUACUGCUACAGAGGCCGACAUAUCUCAGUUGAUGGACAUGGGAUUUUCCCUGAUUCAAGCCAAAACCGCUUUGGGAAAAACUGCAAACAAUUUGGACCGCGCAGUGGAUUGGCUUUUUAGCCAUUCUGGAAGUGAUAUGCCUAUGGAUGAUGAGCCCAUCAUAACCAGUAAUUCAACCUCUGCAGAUGACACAAUUGAUCAAGGAUUGGCCAAAUACAACUUGUUUGCCAUUAUUUCACACCGAGGCACCUCUGCUCACUGUGGACAUUAUGUAGCAUUUAUCAAGCACGGAUCACAAUGGGUUAUGUAUAAUGAUAGCAAGGUAGUCAAGGUGCCAGAUAUGUCGAAUUAUAUCGGACAAGGAUACAUUUACCUUUAUAAGCGAGAGUAAAAACUGUAUUCAAAGGCAAAGGAUCACCAAGUGGCAGUACUCCUUUACAUCAAUGAAUGAAAGUGAUCAACUGAUUUUAGUAAAAUGAACCAACCUUUAUCUACCCUUUU